Nerophis lumbriciformis (worm pipefish) is the source of this 3374-nucleotide messenger RNA. It is a transcript of the gene edem1, whose product is annotated as ER degradation enhancer, mannosidase alpha-like 1. Gene Ontology annotation, molecular function: mannosyl-oligosaccharide 1,2-alpha-mannosidase activity; calcium ion binding. Gene Ontology annotation, cellular component: membrane. Gene Ontology annotation, biological process: carbohydrate metabolic process; mannose trimming involved in glycoprotein ERAD pathway; endoplasmic reticulum mannose trimming. Lineage: Eukaryota; Metazoa; Chordata; Actinopteri; Syngnathiformes; Syngnathidae. The record is from RefSeq and is a predicted model, not a curated record.
UGACAGGAAGCGUGUUGAGCAGAAGUUUUCGGUGAAGAGUUGAUUUGUGAUCUAUCAAUGACCAAUGAGUCUCCUCUGGCGCUGUGUGAACUCAUGUGUUUUAAGACCGAGCCGCGGCAAAGAUGCAAUGGCGGUCACUCGUAGUUGGUCUAGUGGUGCUUCGGCUGUCUGUUAGCUGUGUGUUGUGGCUCGCCUUCGGACCGGAGCACAGCGUUAGCUCGGACGUCAGCCGCCCCAAAGCAGAGCUCCUGUCCGGGAAUGAAGGGACCGGCGGCAGCACAUGUGCGAAGGUCGAAGGAGAGCUCCCCCAAAGAUCCUACCUGAGCUUCUUUGACGACCACACGGACGAUUACGUGCGGAGAUACAGCUCCUUCUCGGACGUGCUGAAAGCAGCUAUGAAGGAAAAGGCCAGAAGCAUGUUCUACUUCGGUUAUGAUAAUUAUAUGAAAUAUGCUUUCCCUAAGGACGAACUCAACCCAAUUGACUGCGAAGGGAGAGGCCCGGAUGUUCAGAACCCCUCAAACGUGAACAUAAAUGAUGUCUUGGGGAACUACUCUCUCACACUCAUAGACUCCUUGGACACCCUGCUGGUGCUUGGCAACGUGACCGAGUUCCAGAGUGCUGUCAAGUUGGUGAUUGACACGGUGUCCUUUGACAAGGACUCCACUGUGCAGGUUUUUGAGGCAAACAUCAGGAUCUUAGGAAGCCUCAUCUCAGCUCACAUUCUGCUAACGGACCCCAAGCAUCCUUUUGGGAGGGUUGGCUUUGAUGGUUACAACAACCAGCUGCUGCACUUGGCUCAUGACUUGGCUGUUCGUCUUCUGCCGGCCUUUGAAAACACAGGCACAGGCAUCCCUUACCCCAGGGUAAACCUAAAGACCGGAGUCCCGUCCGGUAGCAUGAACGAGACGUGUACUGCAGGAGCUGGAUCUCUGCUUGUGGAGUUUGGAAUCCUGAGCCGCUUGACCGGAGAUUUCAUUUUCGAGUCGGUCGCACGACGAGCCGUGAGAUCGCUUUGGAAACUGAGGAACAAUCAGACAGGAUUGCUAGGAAAUAUUGUCAACAUCCAAACCGGCCAGUGGGUGGGCCAGCAGAGCGGCCUCGGUGCCGGUAUGGACUCCUUCUACGAGUACUUGCUCAAGGCCUACAUCCUGUUUGGCGAGAAGGACGACUACAGAAUGUUCCAGGCAGCUUACGCCAGCAUACAUAACCACCUGAGGAGAGGGCGGGAGUCAUGCAACGAAGGAGAAGGCGACCCGCCCAUGUACGUGAAUGUGAACAUGAUGAGUGGCGAGAUCAUGAACACUUGGAUUGAUUCCCUGCAAGCCUUCUUUCCUGGACUGCAGGUUUUAAAUGGCGAUGUAGAAAAUGCAAUUUGCCUCCACGCCUUCUACUACGCCAUCUGGAAGCGCUUUGGAGCUUUGCCAGAAAGGUACAACUGGCAGCGGAAGGCUGCUGAUGUCCUCUUUUACCCACUGAGACCUGAGCUGGCUGAAUCCACCUACCUGCUGUACCAGGCAACCAAGAACCCUUUCUACUUGCACGUUGGUAUGGAUAUUAUUCAGAGCCUUGACAAAAAUACCAAAGUCAGAUGCGGGUACGCCACCCUACAUCACGUUGUGCACAAAUCCAAAGAGGACCGCAUGGAGAGUUUCUUCCUCAGCGAGACCUGCAAAUAUCUUUUUCUGCUUUUUGACGAGGACAACCCGCUUCACAAAUUGGGCAACAAGUACAUCUUUACAACAGAAGGUCACCUGAUCCCUGUUGACAAGCGCUUCCGGGAGAAUAGAUGGAAGGACAGAAGUCCAUGUGAAGACAAAGACGCGCCAGUGGAGAAGCCGUUUAAUGAGCAGCUCGUCCAGAACACCAGCAAUUGCAACAGGAUCCCUGAGGCGCGACGCUACACGCUGCCCCUGAAGAGUGUCUACAUGAGGCAGAUCGAUCACAUGGUCGGCCUGCACUGACAGUGUGGUGAUGUUGCUGUGUGCGCACACACACACGCGAAUGCGUAUACACUUACAAUGCACAUUAAUACACGCGCACACUGUGAGUAUACUUGCUGAGGAUCCAGACUGAGUUAAGACACCGGGACCAUUUAUUUUACUGUUUAGGUUGUGUUUUGAGUAUUUGGAGUGCACACGUAUGUUUGGAAGUGUGUGUGUGUGUGUUAGUGCGCGAGUGAAUUAGGGUAACCGUGUCGUCCUCCUGUACAACAAAUGGCGUCAUGUGUUGUUUAGUGCCUUGCUCGUUAUCACGAGGGCUUCAUCACAGGGACACUAGUGCAGUGUGUGCAAGUUUUAAAGUGGGCUUGUUUAUUCACAUUUAUGGAUCAUAACUCUACAAAAGUGUGAUCAUAAGAGUAAGACCGUCACUCAUGCUCUUAAAGUGCCUUUUUUUUUUUUUAAACGUAGCGUCAGGAGGUCUUAACACUUUUUAAAUCGUGUUGCUCAAGUCGGUCGGUCAGUGUGUGUGUGUGCGUGCGUGCGUGCGAAUGUGUGUUUGUGUGUUUUCACUUGUUUACAACUAAAUCAAGCCAUCAAUUUUCUUGUCUUCUUUUCGUCCACAUUUUUUCCAAGAGGAACAAGUAAAUUGACAGAUUUUAUUUGACUUGAUUGCACUUCUUCAUACCUGCUGAUCAUCUCAGGGUUUAAAGCAAAAACAAAUGAAAGAACAAUUUCACAAACAUAAUGUGUGUAGAAUAAUGAUUGCCAACAAUACCAGCAGGUAUUUUUUCAUUGCAAAGCUUGUGCGUUUAUUUGAUGAUUAAAAUUUAAAUUACUGAUAACUAUGCAUCUUUUCUUUCUGCUCCUUCAUAUAUUACCAGCUUUGUACAUUCGACAUACUUUAUCACACUUCUCAUUUAAUUUGAUUUAAUUCAAUGUAUUGACAUUAUACUUUAAUUUAUUUAAUUUGACCUUACUUUAUUUUACUCUUAGUGUAUUUUACAUGCUUUUAUUUUUAAUUUACUUUAUUUUAUUUUAUUUUAAUUGAUAAAAUUUUACUUUUAGUUAAUUUUGCAUAAUUUUAUUUAACUCUAUUUUAAUUUAUUUUGUUUUACUUCAUUUUAUUUUAUUCUAACUUAUUUUACUUAUUUUUAUGUUACUUUUCUUUAUUUCAUUUUACUUAUUUUAUUUUAUUUUAUUUUUCUUUAUUUACUUUAUUAUUUACGCGGGUCUUUACUUGAGUUUUUUAAAUGUAAAAUGAUGUUAUGAUGUCAAAAUGUUAUAUUGAAACUAAUCUAUCUCUAUCACUGCAACCCCAUAAAAGUCAUUAAAUGAAAUGAAUGAACUUCAGUUUUUCAAAGUUUUGGUUUGGUGUGACGAGUUAUGUUGCUUGUCUUUAAUCAUCAAUAAAUGUCCAUCUCUCUUGUAAAA